GAGCUCCGUCUAGGAUUUUGUUCUCUCAAUAAUUAAUUUCCAUGUGCAUAAGGCCCCGUUGGUCUAAUCAAAUCAAAGGUUAGGGAAACCAUGCCAUCUCAGACGAGAAUUAGAGGUGGUCCAUUGUUAGAAAACAGUUCAUCUGAAUAGUAAUGUAUACCGGUUCUGAAAACUGUGUAUAUCUACCGAUAGGUUCACCUUACAUUUUGCCCAGUGUAAUUAGUUUACCUUAUAAUUUACCAAAAAGGAAUAAUUUUUCCCUUUCCGUUAAUACCAUCUCUAUACUAGUGGGAAGAAAAUCUGCCUGGAACUCUGAGAGUCGUCUUUUCAGUUUACAAGUUUCGAAUUGAUGCUGUAUCUUUUUUGAGUGUAUUGACCCAGCUUGAGGUAUGCUUGAAGUUGGAAAGAAGAAACGCACAAUAAAAGGUCAUGCAGUGUACCAGAAAUUCAGUUGACUACAGAAUCCACCAUACACACGAGAUGCCAUACACGUCCUUGUCUGAGUAGGGAUGGCAAUUUGAUUUAUGGAUUUCGAUAUCCAUCUGUUAUCCAACCUGACGGAUAUGGGCAUGGAUAUAUUUUUUUGACUCAUGGGGUAGUUCCAUGUCAUACCCGAAGUCGGACGGGCACGGAUUCAGACAUUACUUCCCACCUGUGAGUUGCCCGUUCGAUAUCCCAAAUUGAUCCAUAACUUUAUUUAAGACUCUCACUGGUUAUAUUACACUUACACAUCAAAGAGCAUACCCUAGUCCCUAAGCGUGUCAGACUUGAGACUCCCACCGGCCACCACCCAUCGCUCCUAGGCUAGCCACCACCCCUCCCCUAGUUUGAGCUUAGGACCAGUUUUCAGUGAUGUUUUCUGUAAAUUUGAGCAGACCACAAUUUUUUCAGUGAUGUUUUUUUUUUUCAAUCUGAGCAGACCACAAUUUUUCAGUGAUGUUUUUUGGUUCAAUCUGAGCAGAUCUCAAUUUCUCAGUGAUGUUUUUUGGUUCAAUCUGAGCAGAGUACAAUUUUUCAGUGAUGUUACCAAGCCAGUUUGGAGGAACAUCAUUAGAUGUAGCAACCCUGGCUUGUUUUUUUCAAUCUGAGCAGAGUACAAUUUUUUUUCUCAUUCAACAAUUCUCUUAUCUUAUUUAUUCAGAUAUGUUGGGUCCAAAUCGUCAUUUGCUGAAGUUGAGAGUAUCGACAUUGGUUGUUGCUAUAUCUUGUUGGUUGUUUGCAUGCCUUACGCGUAGACUCUUUCAUCCUCGUGUCACAUAUGGUCCAAUGUUUCAAAGGGACAUUGAGAGGCAGGCAAAUCUUAGAUUUAUCUAUGAAUCUGAUGAUAUCCAAUGUGUGGAUCUGCUUAGAAUGUCUAAGGUCCCUUUCUUUGAGCUUUGUGGUUUGUUUCGGUCUCGACACUUGCUAAGGGAUAGUAUUCACAGUUCUGUAGAAGAACAAGUUGCAAUGUUUCUACAUGUUGUUGGUCAUAAUCAAAGGUUUAGAGUUCUCAAAUUCACCUUCCGAAGAUCUACUGAGACUAUUAAUAGAUAUUUUCACGAGGUGUUAAGUGCAAUUGGUGAGCUACGCACUGAGAUGAUCACCCCUCCUUCCACCUCUGUCCAUCCCAAAAUUCAUGUUAGUAGAAGAUGGUACUCGUACUUCAAGGAUUGCGUUGGUGCCAUUGAUGGCACACAUGUAUUGGCUAGGGUUCCUAGUUCAAUGAGAGAAGCCUUCAUGGGUAGAAAGCACACAAUGACACAAAAUGUUCUAGCAGCUGUUGAUUUUGAUUUGAGAUUUACCUAUGUUCUUGCUGGCUGGGAAGGUUUAGCUCAUGAUGCCUUAAUUCUAUCGGAUGCAUUGGAAAGAUCUGAUGGCCUCAUCGUGCCACCAGGAAAAUUCUAUUUAGUUGACGUUGGUUAUGCUGUUAGACCUGGAUUUCUACCUCCAUACCGUAGCACAAGAUAUCAUCUAAGAGAAUUUGGUGGAGGAAAUCAUCCACUCAAUCCAAGAGAACUCUUCAAUCUAAGGCAUUCUUCCCUCCGAGUAACAAUUAAGAGAGUUUUCGGUGCCUUGAAGAAUAGAUUCAAGAUUCUAUACAACAAGCCUUUUCAUCCAUAUCCGACACAAGUUAAGCUUGUGUUAGCAUGCACCAUCCUUCACAACUGGAUUCUUAGAUAUGGGCUGGAUUCACAUUUUCCAUCGGAAAACACUUGGGCUCCAAACAUUGCUAAUGUGGAAGGUGCCAUUGAUGCAGAUCAUGAUAACCAAACUUGGACCCAACAAAAAGAUGUUAUAUCUACUCAAAUGUGGCAGCAUAGGGGGUCUAGCCGUGUGUAAUUUCUUUGUGGUUUUAUUCUAAGAAACAUUGUACUCUGCAGUGAUGUUUUUUGUUAUCAGCCUUACAAUCUGAGAAACAUUGUACUCUGCAGUGAUGUUUUUUGUUACCAGCCUUACAAUCUGAGAAACAUUGUACUCUGCAGUGAUGUUUUUUGUUAUCAGCCUUACCAAUCUGAGAAACAUUGUACUCUGCAGUGAUGUUUUUUGUGGAACUUAAUUAUUUUUAUAUGCUGAGAGAAAUUGUGAUAUGCAGUUAUGUUUUUUGUUUGUUGUCUUGAAAC
Molecule: messenger RNA, 2600 nt
Organism: Zea mays
Lineage: Eukaryota; Viridiplantae; Streptophyta; Magnoliopsida; Poales; Poaceae
Source: RefSeq, a predicted model, not a curated record